GUGUUUGGAACCACAGGGUAGUUAAUGGGGACGCGCGAGACCGACAGAGAUCUAAAUAAUAUAAGGCUGUUGCCCUUGUCACAUGAGCUUUUCACUCUCUCUCGCUCUUUCCGACACGCAGCUCUUUCUUUCCAUCAAAGCCCACAGUAGUCUCAAAUCAACACUCCAUCUAAUUCCUUCUUCAGUUCUUAUUCUUCUCUUUAAAGAUUGCCUUUGUUGAUCAAAGUAGAUGGGGCGGAAGAAAAAGAACAAGCGGCUUCCGAUGUUCAAAGAACUCAAUAAGAAAGCAAUCGAUUGAUGUAGUGGUUUCUCCCAGUGUUCCAGUGAAAAGAGUUGACGGUUAUUGUUUGGAUUCAAGGAUUACAACGGAGAUUCUGUCAAUUACACAGUGAAUGAUAUAUUCUUCAGGUGCUCAUGGCAUCUACGAUGUUGUAUGAUUUUUGUUUACCUUAAUUUGUAUCAUGGAGGCACUUGGGAAGAAAAGGAAGGGAUUGGAAAUUUUGCGGUUAAGUUGCAAUUCUUUGAAAAAAUUAACCAUUUGGUCUCACUUGUCAUUGGCAAGCAGCUCAAGGCACAAAAAGAAGUGUAAGGAAGAUGAUAUUAAAGAAGUUAGUUCCAGUAAAAAUGUAUUUCAAGGAAUAGUUACUGCUCCACCUUGUAGGAGCACCAGCCCGAACCCACCUGCAAGGGGUCUUAAGAGAAAAAUUGGGUGUAUUGAUGCUGCAACUCAAAUGGGUAGGAAGAAGAAGAUUGAUCAGGAUUAUGAGCUGGGUGUGAUAAUUGGGAAAGGGAAGUUUGGGUCAGUGACGUUGUGUCGGAAUAAAGUGAGUGGAGAGCAGUUUGCAUGCAAGACAUUGCGGAAGGGUGAGGAGCUUGUAUAUCAGGAGGUGGAGAUAAUGCAGCAUCUCUCUGGUCAUCCUGGCAUUGUAACAUUAAGGGCAGUGUAUGAAGAUGCAGAAUCAUUCUAUCUUGUGAUGGAGUUCUGUUCUGGAGGACGGUUGCUUGAUCAGAUGGCUAGGGAAGGGAAUUAUUCAGAGCAUCGAGCGGCUAAUAUACUGAAGGAACUGGUUUUGGUCAUCAAGUACUGCCAUGAGAUGGGAGUCAUUCAUCGUGAUAUAAAACCCGAGAACAUCCUGCUUACUAGUUCAGGACAGAUGAAGCUUGCAGACUUUGGCUUAGCUGCGAGGGUGUCUAAUGGUCAGAGCCUGGCAGGUGUGGUUGGCAGCCCUGCUUAUGUUGCUCCCGAAGUCUUGAUCGGUGAUUACUCAGAAAAGGUUGAUAUCUGGAGUGCCGGUGUCCUCCUCCACGCACUUUUGGUUGGCAUGCUUCCAUUUCAGGGUGAUUCAGUGGAGGCAAUUUUUCAGGCUAUCAAGAAGGUGAACAUCAACUUUGAGACUGGAGUAUGGGAAUCAGUCUCUCAACCUGCCCGAAAUCUGAUUGCUGGCAUGCUGACAAGGGAUGUUUCUGCAAGGCUAACUGCUGAUGAAGUAUUAAGACACCCGUGGCUUUUGUUCUAUACAGAACAAACAUUGGAGACUUCAACAUUCAAGUCAAAAACGAGAAACCGUGUAAAACUGACUUCCAAACAACUGACUGCUAUAACUGGAGUGGAGUCAGAGAGAAACAAGACAAUUGCCAGCAGCUUUCUCAGUGAUGACUCUUGCCUAAAUUCAUCAUCGGAUAGUUCGAGUAGGAGGUCAGAAGAGCAGGAAUGUGGAUUGGUUGAUGCCCUUGCAGUGGCCAUUUCACGUGUGAGAAUAUCUGAACCAAAGAGAAGUAGGCUUUGCAGCCCCAACAGCCCAAUCCGACAACAGUGUUCCUCUAACAUGAAGCUUAAUAAUCUCUGUGCAGCGUUUUGAGUUGGCUGUAUAAACCAUAACCCACUGACACAGCCGCCACCUGUACCCAUUGUGGGGUUACUUAAAAUCACUAGAUUUUUUUGCCCCUUCUGUAAUAAAAAACAUCUAGGCUUAGCUGUGAAGAAACAAGGCUAAUAACCAGCUGACCCUUUACCUGGAACCAAGAGGUAAUGUCUAAACAAUUGGGUUGGCCUGACAUGUCGGAAAAUGUGUAAUUGUUUGUAUAUCUUCUUAUGUGGAUAGAAAUUGUGUUAUUUUGGUUUGCCUUUA
Carya illinoinensis is the source of this 2129-nucleotide messenger RNA. Its product is annotated as serine/threonine-protein kinase PEPKR2-like. Bases 462 to 1859 code for a protein of 465 amino acids. Gene Ontology annotation, biological process: intracellular signal transduction; protein autophosphorylation; peptidyl-serine phosphorylation. Lineage: Eukaryota; Viridiplantae; Streptophyta; Magnoliopsida; Fagales; Juglandaceae. Gene Ontology annotation, cellular component: nucleus; cytoplasm. The transcript has 5 exons. The record is from RefSeq and is a predicted model, not a curated record. Gene Ontology annotation, molecular function: calmodulin binding; calcium/calmodulin-dependent protein kinase activity; ATP binding.